UUUAAAGCUAUUUUCAUAAGCGGUGAGAAAUUUCAACAUCUGUCAAAGAUAAAGCUUUCACCUUUUUUUACGAAUUAGGUACUGAAUUGACUUGAGAGGUUUCAUUUGAAUCUAAAAAGGUUUAGUUUUUUUAAGUUUGAUGGGGACAGGGAAUUCAAAAGAAAACUGGCGACAGUCAUCGCUUAGGUCAGCUUCAGCUUCAUCAGCAUCACCAUCUUCAUCUUCUUGGGCUUCUCAACAAAGUUAUCCUCAGUAUGGUGCAGAAAGCUAUAACUAUCCUCCUCCACCUUCUUAUGCUCCACCUCCUGAGUAUACGCAACCUCCUCCACCUUCAUAUAGUACUCAGCCUUAUUCUGCUUCGCCUUAUUCUGCACCGCCUUCUCAAAGCUAUGGUAGUGAUAAUAAGAAGAGGUUGGAGCGCAAGUAUUCGAAAAUUUCUGAUGAUUACUCUUCUUUGGAGCAGGUGACGGAGGCUCUUGCACGAGCGGGUCUAGAAUCUUCAAAUCUCAUCGUUGGUAUUGAUUUCACUAAGAGUAACGAAUGGACAGGGGCCAGGUCCUUCAAUAGGAAAAGCUUACACUUCAUAGGCAGUAGUCCCAAUCCUUACGAACAAGCGAUAACUAUCAUAGGAAGAACCUUAGCCGCCUUUGACGAGGACAACUUGAUUCCAUGUUAUGGUUUUGGAGAUGCAUCAACACAUGAUCAAGACGUUUUCAGUUUCAAUUCAGAGGAUAGAUUCUGUAAUGGAUUUGAGGAAGUACUUGCUCGGUAUAAAGAGAUCGUGCCUCAACUUAAGCUCGCAGGGCCAACCUCGUUUGCUCCGAUCAUCGAUAUGGCCAUGACCAUUGUUGAGCAGAGUGGUGGGCAAUAUCACGUCCUAGUGAUAAUAGCAGAUGGACAGGUUACAAGAAGUGUUGACACAGAAAAUGGACAGUUAAGUCCGCAAGAACAGAAGACAGUAGAUGCGAUCGUGCAAGCGAGUAAGCUUCCUCUAUCAAUCGUCUUAGUCGGGGUGGGGGAUGGACCUUGGGACAUGAUGAGGGAAUUUGACGAUAAUAUCCCGGCCCGAGCAUUUGAUAACUUCCAAUUCGUGAACUUCACAGAGAUCAUGGCAAAGAACAAAGCUCAGUCCUUGAAGGAAACAGAGUUUGCCCUUUCUGCUCUCAUGGAGAUUCCUCAACAAUACAAGGCGACAAUAGAGCUUAACCUUUUAGGAAGAAAAAAUGGGAAUAUCCCGGAGAGAUUCCCUCUUCCGCCUCCAAUGCACGGUGGAUCAUCGUCCUACAACAGUCCAAAGCCUUCCCGUUUUCCAAGUUUCAAACCGAGUGUUCCUCCUCAUCCAACUGAAAGCUAUAGCGUAAGGUCUAGUCCUGUCCCACCCCCUACAAACUCUGCUUCCGAUAACCAGCUAUGUCCGAUUUGUUUGAGCAACCCGAAAGACAUGGCCUUUGGUUGUGGCCAUCAGACUUGUUGCGAGUGUGGACCAGGUCUUCAAAUGUGUCCGAUUUGCCGUGCACCAAUCGAUACAAGAAUAAAGCUCUACUAACAAGUAGACCAGAUCGACGACCCUUAUCUCUUGUUCAUCUUCUUACAACUUCUUUUGGGAAUUUAGUUUGAUCUAAUCACUGAAAUUUCUCCGAGAUAGAUCGGAUCUUUGUGUAAAAAAAAAAGUCUUUGUUUGUUGAUUCACUUUCCUAACUUAACCUUGUCCCAAAAUCUUUGACUUCUUUCUUUCUUUUUUCUUUACUUGGAGUAAAAAUGCUGUUAUCCA
Molecule: messenger RNA, 1771 nt
Organism: Arabidopsis arenosa
Lineage: Eukaryota; Viridiplantae; Streptophyta; Magnoliopsida; Brassicales; Brassicaceae
Source: the annotation of a GenBank genome assembly